AUGUCUCCCACUAAAGGAAAACACAUCCUGGGCGCAAACCGGGGGCCAUUGCUCACCCAUGGUGACGACAGCUCUCAGGGGCUCGAGAAAGUCGAGUCGUCUGGAGGCCUUUCAUUACACAGAACUCCGACGCGAACGGAGAAGCUGCGCCGACACUGGAAGCGAUUUUGGUUGAUUUAUUGUGUUGGCAAUGUUAUUUUUCUCGCGAUUCUCCUUCCUGUCUUCUUCCUCGUCGCGAUUCCUGCGAUCGCGCAAUUGGUCGUCAACAAAUCCGACAUUGUACUCGUCAAUGCGGUCGUGAAUGACCCGCAGCCAAAUUCGACCAUGUUAACUUUGCAAACCAAGGUGGAUUUGAAGAUCGCGCUCGCUGCGCGCAUUGAAGCUGUUACUUUCCACCUCUUCCAACGAGACUACGGCGUCGAUGAGGCGUAUGCAGACAUCGAUAUCCCGGGUCAGACUAUCAAGGGCAACCACACUCUGGGUAUCGAGAAUGUCCACACUCCGAUCUUGAACCAGAAAGCCUGGAAGGAAUUCGUUCGACAAGUCGUUUUCCAAGAGUCGGUUUCCCUCGCUCUUGAUGGUUGGACAAAUGCCUACCUGGGAGUCCUCAAGUCGCACGUUCAUCUCGAUAAGAAUGUGGUUACACCAGGGUUGAAUCAGUUCGAUGGAUUUGCAAUCUCCGACGCGACCCUCCUACUCCCGGCCGAAGACGACGGCACGAACCUCAUCGGCAACGUUACCCUUCCAAACCCGACCGUUAUCAGCUUAGAGGUCGGAACACUCGUCUUAGAUGUCAAGAGUGCUAACGUUACCAUCGGAAACGUGACGAUCGACGAUGUUAUCCUUAAACCGGGCGACAAUGUCUUCCCAAUGAAGGGCAUCCUCGAUAUCCGAACAAUCUUCAAAAAUCUCGGUGAUGUUCUUAAGGCCCAAGCUAGCGCUCUGAAGAAUGGAUCAUUGGCCAUAGACUCAAUCGCCAAGUCUGUCGAAUGGAAGGGCACACCUGUCGAUUACUACGCCGAUAUCCUGAAGACUCUUACCUUGUCAACCGAGAUCCCCCUUGGCGACACUAUAAAGAAUACGCUCAAGAAUCUGCUUCAUGGGAAGAACCUGACAAGUGCGCUGUCAGGUCUCAUAGGUGAUAGCAAUAGUUCAAUUUUGUCGAGGUCUGUGGGCGAUAAGGAGCGUCGUGGCCCGGUUGACCUGGCGCCCUUCCUGAAGGAAAAUCGCCAUGUGCAAGACUUCUUCGGCGAUAUUGACGCGGAUCAGCGGGAUACAUUUAUUAAUGCGGUAGCUGCAGCCUACUCGAAUCUCUAA
Messenger RNA from Penicillium waksmanii, 1317 nucleotides. RefSeq names its product DUF3712 domain-containing protein. The transcript has 3 exons. NCBI's taxonomy places the organism in Eukaryota, Fungi, Ascomycota, Eurotiomycetes, Eurotiales, Aspergillaceae. The record is from RefSeq and is a predicted model, not a curated record. Gene Ontology annotation, cellular component: fungal-type vacuole membrane. Bases 1 to 1317 code for a protein of 438 amino acids.